GGUGCUUAUUUCAGUGACGGACUGACUACGGGUGCCCCGCGGCUCUUGCGGAACUCCAUGCGCCAUUGGGAGGACCCGGCGGCUGCUCUGUGCCCUUGUUGCUGAGGGCCUCUUCCUGGGUCAUUGCUGGAGCAGGAGCCGGACUGGGGCCCACACGGGGCUCCCACGUGGCCGGCUCGGCGCUUGUGGGUCCUCUGAGCUGGCGGGAUGUGGCGAGUACGGCGGGCCGCCGUGGCCUGUGGGGUCUGCCAAUCCUUGGUGAAACACAACUCUGGAAUUAAAGGAACCUUACCAUUCCAAAAAUUACAUCUGGUUUCACGAAGUAUUUAUAAUUCACGUCAUCCCACCUUAAAGCUUCAAAGACCUCAAUUGAGGACAUCCUUUCAGCAGUUCUCUUCUCUAACUAACCUUCCUUUACGGAAAUUGAAACUUUCUCCAAUUAAAUAUGGCUACCAGCCCCACAGGAACUUUUGGCCAGCAAGGUUAGCAGCGAGGCUCUUAAAACUUCGAUAUAUCAUACUGGGGUCUGCUGUUGGAGGUGGAUAUACAGCCAAAAAAACUUUUGAUGAGUGGAAAGAUAUGAUACCAGACCUUAGUGACUAUAAGUGGAUUGUGCCUGACUUUGUGUGGGAAAUUGAUGAGUAUAUUGAUUUGGAGAAAAUCAGAAAAGCCCUUCCUAAUUCAGAAGACCUUGCAAAGUUAGCACCAGACCUUGACAAGAUUGUUGAGAGCCUCAGCUUGUUGAAGGACUUUUUUACCACAGGUCACAAAUUGGUUAGUGAAGUCAUAGAAGCUUCUGACCUACUUCUCUUGUUAGGUUCACCUGGAGAAACAGCAUUUAGAGCAACUGAUCAUGGAUCUGAAAGUGACAAGCAUUAUAAAAAGGGUCUGCUUGGUGAGCUCAUUCUCUUACAACAGCAAAUUCAAGAGCAUGAAGAGGAAGCACGCAGAACCGCUGGCCAGUAUAGCGCAAGCUAUGCCCAACAGAAGCGCAAGGUGUCCGACAAAGAAAAAAUUGACCAGCUUCAAGAAGAGCUUCUGCAUACUCAGUUAAAGUAUCAGAGAAUCUUGGAACGUUUAGAAAAAGAGAACAAAGAAUUGAGAAAAUUAGUAUUGCAGAAAGAUGACAAAGGCAUCCAUCAUAGAAAACUUAAGAAAUCUUUGAUUGAUAUGUAUUCUGAAGUUCUUGAUGUCCUCUCUGAUUAUGAUGCCAGUUAUAACACACAAGACCAUCUACCAAGGGUUGUUGUGGUUGGAGAUCAGAGUGCUGGAAAAACAAGUGUGUUGGAAAUGAUUGCUCAAGCACGAAUAUUCCCAAGAGGAUCAGGGGAGAUGAUGACACGUUCCCCAGUGAAGGUGACUCUCAGUGAAGGUCCUCACCAUGUGGCCUUGUUUAAAGAUAGCUCUCGGGAGUUUGAUCUUACCAAAGAGGAAGAUCUUGCAGCAUUAAGACAUGAAAUAGAACUCCGAAUGAGGAAAAACGUGAAAGAAGGCUGUACAGUGAGCCCUGAGACCAUAUCCUUAAACGUGAAAGGCCCUGGGCUACAGAGGAUGGUGCUUGUUGACUUACCUGGUGUGAUUAAUACUGUGACAGCAGGCAUGGCUCCUGACACAAAGGAAACUAUUUUCAGUAUCAGCAAAGCUUACAUGCAGAAUCCUAAUGCCAUCAUCCUCUGCAUUCAAGAUGGAUCUGUGGAUGCUGAACGCAGUAUUGUUACAGAUUUGGUCAGUCAAAUGGAUCCUCAUGGAAGAAGGACCAUAUUUGUUUUGACCAAAGUAGACCUGGCAGAGAAAAAUGUAGCCAGUCCAAGCAGGAUUCAACAGAUAAUUGAAGGAAAGCUCUUUCCAAUGAAAGCUCUGGGUUAUUUUGCUGUUGUAACAGGAAAAGGAAACAGCUCUGAAAGCAUUGAAGCAAUAAGAGAAUAUGAAGAAGAAUUUUUUCAGAAUUCCAAACUCCUAAAGACAAGUAUGCUGAAGGCACAUCAAGUAACUACAAGAAAUUUAAGCCUUGCUGUAUCUGACUGCUUUUGGAAAAUGGUUCGAGAGUCAGUUGAACAACAGGCUGAUAGCUUCAAAGCAACACGUUUUAACCUUGAAACGGAGUGGAAGAAUAACUACCCUCGCCUACGAGAACUUGACCGGAAUGAACUAUUCGAAAAAGCUAAAAAUGAGAUCCUCGAUGAAGUUAUCAGUCUGAGCCAGGUCACACCAAAACACUGGGAGGAAAUCCUUCAACAAUCUUUGUGGGAAAGAGUAUCAACUCACGUGAUUGAAAACAUCUACCUUCCAGCUGCACAAACCAUGAAUUCGGGAACAUUUAAUACUACAGUGGAUAUCAAGCUUAAACAGUGGACUGACAAACAGCUUCCUAAUAAAGCAGUAGAGGUUGCGUGGGAGACACUACAAGAAGAAUUUUCCCGCUUCAUGACCGAACCCAAAGGAAAGGAGCAUGAUGACAUAUUUGACAAACUUAAAGAGGCUGUUAAGGAAGAAAGUAUCAAGCGCCACAAGUGGAAUGACUUUGCAGAAGAUAGCUUGAGGGUUAUUCAGCACAAUGCUUUGGAAGACCGAUCCAUAUCUGAUAAGCAGCAGUGGGAUGCAGCUAUUUAUUUUAUGGAAGAGGCACUUCAGGCUCGUCUCAAAGAUACCGAAAAUGCUAUUGAAAACAUGAUAGGGCCAGACUGGAAAAAGAGAUGGUUGUACUGGAAAAAUCGGACUCAAGAACAGGGUGUUCACAAUGAAACCAAGAAUGAGCUGGAGAAGAUGCUGAAAUGUAGUGAGGAGCACCCAGCGUACCUUGCAAGUGAUGAGAUUACCACAGUCCGGAAGAACCUGGAAUCUCGAGGAGUCGAAGUAGAUCCAAGCUUGAUUAAGGAUACUUGGCAUCAAGUCUAUAGAAGACAUUUCUUAAAAACAGCUCUAAACCAUUGUAACCUUUGUCGAAGAGGAUUUUAUUACUACCAGAGGCAUUUUGUAGAUUCUGAGCUGGAAUGCAAUGAUGUAGUCUUGUUUUGGCGCAUACAGCGCAUGCUUGCCAUCACUGCCAACACUUUAAGGCAGCAACUUACAAACACUGAAGUUAGGCGAUUAGAGAAAAACGUUAAAGAGGUAUUAGAAGAUUUCGCUGAAGAUGGUGAGAAGAAGAUGAAAUUGCUCACUGGGAAACGCGUUCAGCUGGCUGAAGACCUCAAGAAAGUUAGAGAAAUUCAAGAAAAGCUUGAUGCUUUCAUUGAAGCUCUUCAUCAGGAGAAGUAAACUGUAUUAAACUCGUGCUCAUAAUCACCUCUGCACACUUCUGAAGGGAGAAAACUUGUGUUUUGUCCUGCCUCUUUGUCUUCUGUUCUACUUCGCUCAAAGCAAAAUAAAUUCAUAGGGUAAAAAUAAUGUAUGUGUGUUCCAGGCACUUCAGGCCGCAGCUGCCUCUGACCAGAAGAGCAAUGAGAGCGGCCGUCACAUGCUAUCUGCUGGUCUGAGUGACAAACUGGGAAAGUAUAACUGGCAUGGCCGUUAGGGUUAGUCCUCAAAGAUAAGAAAGUUGUUCUUUGGUCAUCUUACUUGUGAUGGCGCUAAUGCAAUUCAUUAUGGAGGUUACUCGUGAUCAGUUUCUUUUCCAGAAAUAUAAUAGUAGUUGUUUUGGAAUAAAACUUAAAACAGUUUCUUAAAUGGUAUCAAUUGUAUAUAAGGUGUUAGCAGCCUGCUAAGUCACCGUCUGUGACUGCGUGUUCUAUAUCCAGGAACUGUUUGUGAGAAUUCAGUUUAUAUUCACCACAUGAAAGACAGCUGAUUCAUAGAGGAACCCCUCAGAUAAGUUAAUUUGCAUCAGGAUAAUUCAGUGAAAGAAAAGUCAACCCUUCAUUGCCAGCUCAGAAGCUGGCUUUAACCUUUGAUUGCUAUUUUUUCACUCUCUGAAUCCAUUUGAAAUUAAUUCAUUUUGAAUUUUUUUAUACUUUAGGUUAGGCUUUCUGUUAAUGGUGUGGGACUUUUCCGCUUGACAAAGCUAUUGAAUUAUGACACAAGGUGGAGAGGAUUAAAGUUAAUCAGUUGACAAUUUCAUUUAGAAUACUGUCAGACAUUUGAAGUGGGCAUCAGGAAAAGGUUUUCUUUUGUACAAUACUUUUUUGGGGGGUGGGGGGUGCUGGAAUUGAAACCAAGCCCUCACACAAUGGGCAGGUGCUCCACCCAGGCCUCAGACACUAUUUUAAAUAGAAAUUAUUCCAACAAGUAGAAUAAUGUUGACCAUCCCCCUCGUAGAUGAAAAUUGAAAGAAAAUGUGAAGUUUAACUCACUGCAGUUCAAUUACAAUAAUAGCCUCACAAUAGUUUCAUGUAUUUUAUAUAAAAUUCUUGUAGUGGCUAAAGAACUUUAGGGCAAACAGAUAUACAAAUUUUUUUUUACUUAAAAUGUCAUUCUCAUUUGCUACCUUUUUAAAUUAAGGCUUUAUUGGGCUAGUAAAAAUGUCCACUGUGUGGCGGUUUUUAUUUUACAGUUAAUUUUAUACAGUGUUUAUCCUGAUCAUUAUUAUUCCCUCAAGAUGUAACAGUAUAGAAGGUUGGAGGGUGUCACAAAAUAUUUCAGAAGCGGAAGUCAGUAAAUAUUUGAUUCAAACUGUCUGAUAAGAAAAGUAGGUACAGUUCUCAGUAGCUGGGAACAGUGUCCAUUGCUCUGUGCUGAAGGAUAGUCUUUUGCAUUUCUUUUAGAUGUAGGGGCAGUAGUAGACAGAAACAAAGUAGAGCUCCAUGCUAUUCCACACAAAGAUUAGCAGAUAGCCUAACCCUAACUGGCAGAGGGAGACAUCUCACAUGGUAAUGAAUGUUUCUACAGUUGUAAAACAUCACCAUAGCCAUACUAGAUGUCUAUUUCUGAGGGAAAAAAGAAAUUGGACCACAUUUGUUUCCUUGAACUGUGGAUUGAAAAAAUAUGCCCUCAGCUAUAUUUCUGCAUACUCUCCCAACCAAAAGGUUGAUGGUAGACAGUAAUUUUAUCACAUCGCUUUGUAUAAUUUUAAGUUGGAGAGCACUUUCAUUUUUUGAGGGGUUCAGUAUUGUAACAAAUUUAAAGUAGAUGGUAAAAAUGUAUUACAAGAAAUACGUUUUAUUCUCAUCUUCGUGGAUUUUUUUUAACCUGGUUUCAUACUAAGCAUGCUUUUUUUCCCUCUGUCUCCUUGAAAGCCAGGUAUUUAUUAAAUACAGAUGUUAUAAGAAACAAAAAUUCAGUCCCAACAGUAAACCCUCUGUUUUGUGCCUCUAGUUCCAGAACUAGAAAAGACCCAAAUUUAAAUUUAAAAAUAACUUAAGAUAAUUAAUAUACAAAAGUUAAAGUCUAACUGGACAAGGAAUCAUCUGUUUUUCAUGUCAAAUUUGCAAAGAAUGCAAUGAAUGAAUUUGUGUUUGGAUAACUAACUAAUUUUAAACAGAUGUAUGCAAAAUUAAUUGGUCAGCAUGUCAAUUAUAAAAAUCAGUCAUUGUACAAAAUUCACCAUAGGAAGCAAGCUCUGGGCACUUUCAGCUUUACAGUGGAGUCAGCUGAGCUGUAGUUCGAGGUGGAGAAAUCACCCUUUCUGGUACUCUAUUUUCUCUCCUCUUGGUACUAUCCCCAGUUUCCAGGCCUCUUUCCAGUGGACGUCCACAAAUUAUUUAGUGACCAAAUGCAAGUGAGUGGUGAAAGUGCUUGGGGGGGUACUGCAGAGUGGGACUUCCUACCCUACACUUUGGAAGGGUCACGUGUAGGAAUCUGGUAGCACACACCUGUAAUCCCAGCCCUUGGAAGGCAGAGACUAGAGGAUCAUGAGUUUAAGGCCACCUCGGGCUACAUAGGGAGGCCCUGUUUCAAAAGCAAAAUUAAUAAAAUUGAGAGUGUAAGUUUAAAAGACAAAUUUCCUAACUAGUUAAUUUUGUAUUUAUUUAUUUUAGAUGUAUUUAUCUGAGAAAAGAAACAUGGAGGGUUUUUUCUUUUUAAUAAUGAGGUUAUAAUAAUGGCUUAAAUCCAUUCUCUAAGCUAGUAUGUGUUACACUUUCAUAUAUUUGAGCAACAUGAAAAUGUACUUGAAAAUAUGCUUACCUUCUAAAUGAUCAUGGCUCUGUGAUGUUUAAUAUUUAAAACUUACUUUGUCUUUCCUCUGCACUGUGAAUGAACUUUGUAUUAUUUUUUUAAACCUUACACUAAAUGUAAAUGUUAUAACAUAUUUUGCCUGUGCUUGAUUUGAGGUCCUUUGUGUAGAUGAGUAAUUAAAAGAUACUUAAGUGACAUUAUAA
Nannospalax galili (Upper Galilee mountains blind mole rat) is the source of this 6251-nucleotide messenger RNA. RefSeq names its product OPA1 mitochondrial dynamin like GTPase (gene Opa1). Gene Ontology annotation, biological process: mitochondrial fusion. Lineage: Eukaryota; Metazoa; Chordata; Mammalia; Rodentia; Spalacidae. Gene Ontology annotation, molecular function: GTPase activity; microtubule binding; GTP binding. The transcript is spliced from 31 exons. The record is from RefSeq and is a predicted model, not a curated record. Gene Ontology annotation, cellular component: microtubule; mitochondrial membrane; cytoplasm. The coding region runs from base 208 to 3255 and encodes 1015 amino acids.